AUGGUUUGUUUAAUGUGCGUCGCUGUGUGGGUGACUGUUGCUGUCAUCGCUUACAAAUUUCUCUUUUCUGGCAAGAAAAGCAGAAAAGAGAUACAAAAAGUGGAUUGGAAGAAGGAUACCGUAUACCUCUAUCAGUUUCCUCGUACGAGAGCAUUACCAAACAUAUCACCGUUCUGUUUGAAGGUCGAGACGUUUCUCAAAGCCAACAAAGUCCCUUACGAGGUGUGUCCACUUUUGAUGGGUAGGUCGGAAUAUGGUCUGUUGCCAUUUAUCGAGCUGAAUGGUGAACACAUAGCUGAUUCGCAGAUUAUCGUCGAUCGUCUCAGCAAACAUUUCGACAUCAAGCCACUAUCGUCUCCAAAAGAUGAAGCUGUCGCAAGAGCUGUUGAACGAAUGGCGGAUAACCAUACAUUCCUCGUCCAGUACCAGUUCAAAGUUGUCGAGAACAACAACGAAUUUUUCGCAGUGGCUCUGCGCGACAUGGGUUGUCCUGAGUUCCUCAUACCUGUUGGAGCACCGAUCAUAGCUUUCCUGAUGAGGGCAAAGGCAACAAAACGAAUAACCGCUGGUGUAGGCAAGUUGUCUAGUGAAAACUACAAGGAUCUCUUAAGAAAGGACUACGAUGCUUUCCAGUCUCUGCUUGGAGAGCAAAAGUUCUUGUUUGGGGACUACAUCACUACGGCUGAUUGCACUGUCUUUGGACAAUUGGCUACAACGCUUUACCUCCCUACAGACAGUCACGCCAAGAAUGUCUUGAAAGAUCAAUACCCGUCAUUGGUGGAUUAUUGUAACCGAAUUAGGGAUACUGUCUUUGGCAAGGACUUUGCUUUAGAGUAA
Messenger RNA from Necator americanus (New World hookworm), 837 nucleotides. RefSeq lists its product as uncharacterized. Gene Ontology annotation, cellular component: cytoplasm. Lineage: Eukaryota; Metazoa; Nematoda; Chromadorea; Rhabditida; Ancylostomatidae. The coding region runs from base 1 to 837 and encodes 278 amino acids. The record is from RefSeq and is a predicted model, not a curated record. The transcript is spliced from 7 exons.